This is a messenger RNA of Oxyura jamaicensis (ruddy duck), 2270 nucleotides long. RefSeq names its product mitochondria localized glutamic acid rich protein (gene MGARP). Gene Ontology annotation, biological process: anterograde axonal transport. Gene Ontology annotation, cellular component: mitochondrial outer membrane; mitochondrion. The coding region runs from base 97 to 846 and encodes 249 amino acids. The record is from RefSeq and is a predicted model, not a curated record. NCBI's taxonomy places the organism in Eukaryota, Metazoa, Chordata, Aves, Anseriformes, Anatidae. The transcript has 7 exons.
CCUCGCUGCUCCGCCCGCCUCCCGGGGCGGGGCGGGGGGACUGCGGUGCGUGCCCGUGCUCCCGCAGCGCCCGGUGCUCGCUCCGCCGCCGCCGCCAUGUACCUGUGCAGGGCCGCCUCGCAGGCGCUGGCCGCUCGCCUCAGCCGGGCUCCCUCGGCGGCGGGCCGCCUCCAGCACCGCGCACCACUUCGCCAGAUGUCAUCUGGGAGUGUUCCUGGCUCUUCUGGAGAGAACAUGAUUUACUAUCUCCUUGCUGGCGCUGCUGCUUUUGGUGGUUUAUUUUAUACCUACAAAACAGUUGGUUCAUCCCGCAGCAACUACAUUGAGCAUAUGCAUAUUCUUCAGGAGAGAGCUGAAGGGCGGAAAAGCACAUACAGGUCAGGCAAGGGUGAUGAAGAGGAAACAGCUGAAGCUGCUGGAGAAGACACAGCCACGGAAGAAGCUGAUGCAUUAGCUGCUGCUGGACCUGCAGCACAGGAUGAGAGUUCUGGGGUGUCCCCAGAAACUGGAGGGGAGAGUGACUUACCAGCUGCGGAUGCACCCCCUGCUGUGGAGGGAGAACAGCAGGAAGUUGCUGCUAAUUCAGAAGUUGCUGCUAAUUCAGAAGCUGCUGCAGCGCAAGAAACUGUGAGUGAAGUCUUGGAUGUUGCAGCUUCUUCUGACCAUGAGGAAAACUUAGACACUGUCAAGGAAGGAGUAGCCUCAGCAGUUCAAGAGAUGUCUGACACAGCCUCAAGGAACCAGGACGCUGAUGCUGAGGAGUUGGGGCAGACUUCAGAAGGUGCAAGAGUACAGCUGGUUUCUGUGGACAAAGAGACACCUGAAGAAACUGCUAAGGAACCCUAAAGUGAGCGGCACUGAAGCCCUUGAAAAGUUAAAUGGAAAUAUUUGUGGCAAUCAACCAGCCGAUUCCUGUGUGAAACCUCAUACUCCUCCCUGAAGACAUAAAACAAUCCGUGCAGUUUGUCACACCGCACGCUACUUACUAGGACCAGUAUUCAUUGCUGCAACAGACAACCUAAUACAAUUUAAGUUGGCUAGGCAGACACUUCUGUAAUUAACAUCUCUGCUUUAGAAAGUAGCACCUGGUAACAAGUGUCAAAGUGCCACCCAGCAUGUAACAAUAACUAGAUGUACUAAGAGAAGCAGUAGGCAUAACUGAAACCAUGUCAGGUGAACUUGUUUUAGCUCUUGGCUGUCUAGGUGUUUACUUUGAUAUCCUAGUUUUGGUCCAAACUGUGGUGCAUAAUUAUACCAUUGUAACAUUCCACACUGAGUAAAAAGUUUUAACUAAGCUAAGACCUUAUAAAAAUUACCUGGUAGUAUUUUUACAUUGGGUCAUGGGGGGAAAUAACAACCUUGUUUGCUCCUAAGAUUUGGAUUUGCAAUUUUUACUAUAGGACAUUUGGCUGUACGAAAUCUGAUUUUCCUCCUGCGUGAACAUUGUAAAUGCUAACCCUCCUUGCACAAUAGUAGCCAGGAGAAAACAUUUGUAAAGCUUCUGCUCUGAGAACAACAACUGUGUGCACGUAGUGGCAAUAAGGACUUUAUCACAAAUUAUAGAAACCACGAAAAUCAAAGUAAUGCUGGCUGGAGCUACCAUUGUUGAUCCACGUGGUGGCUCCUGCCAUGGGGGUGCUGGGCCCCGUUCCUACCAAACCUUGUUCAGCUUGCUGUAGACUUUGUGUUGUUCUGUCUUAGCAGCGACAUUGCAGCGGUGGCAUAACACGACGGAGGAUUGAGAGAACGCUCUUGUAUGAACUGGGAGCAACUCAGGCUCUGGUUAAGCUCCUCUGAGAGCUGGCAGGUUGCCAGCAAAAUCCCCAGGGAAGGCUAUGGCAGAGGUGUUCAGAUGGACAAGGGUUCCUAGGGAUUGAUGAUGAGCAGAAUGGCUAUGGAAGCUCAGAACAAGCUGUUAUCUGUCAAAAUAUGCUCCCCCUGAGAGGGGCAUGUUACAACCUGGGCCAAGUGUAAAACAGGGCAUGGAAAAGUAGCUACAAGAGCCUUUGCAGGCCAGUGGCCUUUUUCGCUCUUUCUCAAAAUGUACAGCCACUAAAUAAUCUUGCCUUGUUAGUAUUAAUAAUGAAAAAAAUUAUAAUGAAUAGUUUGUAAGCCUGUGUUCUCCUAACCCUCCAUUCUGCUUUAUGCAUGCACAUGAGUGAGUAUCUAUUUAAAAGUAUUUAUGGAGGUUCCCAUCACCUAAAAGCAUUACAGCCAUCAUGGAAUGGCAACAGUUCUAAGUGAGGCCCAAAUAAGAUACAUUAUAUUAU